AUAUUGUGGUAGGUUAACCUAGUAAACUCACACCCUGUUUAAGCGAUAAUACAGCUAUACUCUUGAGAUUGCGUUUUGACAUUCUUUAGAUGGCAUCCUCUAGUUCCUCUACUGCUCCAGUGAGGAAGAAGAAGCACGAUGUUUUCGUCAGUUUCAGAGGUGAGGACACUCGCACCUCAUUUACCCUUUUUCUACUUGGAGAACUAUGGAGGAAAGGUAUUCAAUAUUUUGAUGAUGAGAAACUUAUUAGAGGAGAAGAAAUUUCUCCUUCUCUUUCUCAAGCAAUUGAAGAAUCAAUUAUUUCGAUCAUCGUUUUCUCUGAAGGUUAUGCAUCUUCAAGAUGGUGUCUUGAAGAACUGGAAAAGAUCAUUGAAUGCAAAAAAACAUAUACUCAGAUAGUAUUACCAGUUUUCUUUCGCGUAGAUCCAUCACAUAUAAGGAAUCAAACGGGUGCUUACGGGGAUGGAUUUGCUAAACCUGUAAAAAGUUAUAACAAAGAGAAGUUAGAGAAGCUACAAAUGACGGAAGAAGAAUUUAAAGAUAAGGUGGAGAGAUGGAAGAAGGCUAUGAUACAAGCAGCCAAUCUAGCUGGCUACUGCUUCAGUUCAGAGCGCAAGUAUCCAGAUUCGCUUUCAGAGAAAAUUGUCAAAGAUAUUAUGGAGAUCUUGAGGUGGAUGUCAGCUCCAGUUGCAAAAACGGGCUUGGUUGGAACAGAACCAAUUGUUGAAUACAUAAUUAAAUUUUUACUGCACUUGGAUGACUUCAACAAUGUUCAUACUAUAGGAAUUUUGGGAAUGGGUGGUAUAGGUAAGACAACUAUUACAGAAGCUCUAUUCAACAAUAUUAAGAGUCAGUUUCAUGCUUCUUACUUCGCUCGAGAUGUAAGGGAAAAGUCAAGCAAUAAUUAUACAUUAACUCUCUUACGACGAGAACUUCUUUCUACAAUCCUAGAGGAUCAGAAUUCCAAUAUAGAUUUCAACUUCACAAAAGAACGGCUAGGCCGUAAAAGAGUUCUCAUUGUUUUUGAUGAUGUUAUGAAAUCUACUGAAAUAGAAUCGUUGAUUGGAGAUCUGAAUUGGUUGGGUGGAGGAAGUCGAAUUAUUAUUACAACAAGAGAUAAACAAGUUCUAAAAAAUUGUGGUGUGGAUGAACAUGGUAUAUACAAGAUUGGGGGAUUAUCUCCUUGUAAUGCUCUCCAGCUUUUUUGUACACAUGCUUUUCGAAACAAUUGUCCGAAAAUAGAUUAUUCUGACCUAUCGCUUUGGUUUGUUAAUUAUUCAAAAGGCGUUCCAUUAGCUCUUAAAGUGUUGGGUUGCUAUUUAUUUGAUAGGCCAAAAGAGUUUUGGGAAGGUGCAAUAAAGAAACUAGAGAGAGUUCCUCACAAGGACAUUUAUGAAGUUUUAAAAUUAAGUUUUGAUGGACUCGAUGAGAAUGAGAAGGAUAUAUUUCUAGACAUUGCAUGUUUCCUAAAGGGGGAGAGUAAAAAUUUUGCAGAAGAAUUCUUCGAUGCCUGCAACUUCCACCCAAAAGUUGCAAUAACUAUUCUUGUAGACAAGUGUCUUGUUAUUGAAACUGAUGACAACAAGAUUACAAUGCAUGAUUUACUUCAAGAAAUGGGUCGGAAAAUUGUACAAGAUGCAUCAAUGAAUGAUCUUGGUCGAUACAGUCGUCUAUGGCAUCAUGAAGAUAUACAACAUGUAUUAGAGGCAAAUAUGGGUGCUAAAAAAAUCCAAGGCAUAUGUUUGGACAUGUCUAAAUUGAGAGAGAUCAUAAACUUGCAACCUCGUGCCCUCGCCAAGAUGCAUCAAUUGAGAUUCUUUAAACUAUAUAAUUUGUUACAUUAUGAAGAGAAUAACAUCAACAAGGUGCAUGUUUCUGAAUGCCUCAAUUCCAUUUCCGUUCAGCUAAGAUACCUUUGUUGGGAUGGAUGUCCGUUGAAAUCAUUGAAGUCAAAUUUUCGUUUAAAGAACCUUGUUGCACUUAACAUGCGUUAUAGCAAUGUCGAACAACUUCCGUCUGAUGACCAGCUUUGGAAGUUGAAACAUAUUGACCUCAGUUAUUCCAGGCAUCUAAAAGUUCAAGAUCUCUCAUUGACUCCAAAUGUUGCGUGUUUAAUUUUAGAAGGUUGUACAAGUAUGGUUGAACUUUCCUCGACAGUACUAAAGUCUCUUCCUAAGCUUAUUAUCUUAAAUCUAAAGUAUUGCAAAAGCCUUCAUACUCUUCCAACGUGCAUUUGUUUGGAAUCUCUGAAAAAAAUUAUCCUUUCCUGUUGCUCAAGUCUUAAGACAUAUGAUCCGGAGAUGGCACGUAAUAUAGAAGAGUUAUAUUUAGAUGAAACUGCAAUAAAAGAGUUGCCUCCAACAAUAACGAAUCUAUCCAAACUUGUUACAUUGAAUCUUAAGAAUUGUUCAAUGCUUAGAAGUCUCCCAAGUGAAAUCUUCAAGUUGAAAUCUCUUGAACAUCUCAAUCUAUCUGGGUGUUCAAAACUUGAAGGAUUGUUGGACGACUUAGGGCUUCUUGAAGCAGAGGACAACUUUGGACAUUUUGAAGAAGAAGAGGACAACUUAGGGCAUUUUGAAGCAGAGGAGGACAACUUAGGGCAUUGUGUAGUAGAGGAGGACUACUUAGGACAUUGUGUAGUAAAGGAGGACAACUUAGGACAUUCUGAAGCAGACGAGGAGAACUUAAGACAUUCUGAAGCAGAGGAGGACAACUUCGGGAAUUCUGAAGCAGAGGAGGAAAACUUAAGACAUUCUGAAGCGGAGGAGGAGAGCGUAGGGCAUCCUGGACCAGAGGACAGCUUACGGCAUUCUGAAUUAGAGGAGGACAACUUAGGGCAUUCUGAAUUGGAAGCUUUCAAGGUGCUUAAAGCAGAGAGAAUUGGAAAAAUUGUAGUACCAUCAUCCAUUGUACAUUCGAGACGUUUGAUGGAACUAAGUUUGACCAACUGUUGUAUCAAGGAAUUACCCAACGAUUUUGGUCAGUUAUCCUCACUAGAAAGUUUACUUCUUGGCAGAAACUAUUUUGAGAGCAUUCCAACAAGCAUCAUAAACCUUUCUAAGUUAUAUUAUCUUGACUUGAGCUUUUGUGAGAGGCUUAAAUCCUUACCAAAACUUCCUCAUGAAUUAAAAGGUAUUGAUGCACACAAUUGUACAUCAUUAAAAGAAGUAUCAAAUUUACCUCGCCUUUUAUGUGAUCUUGAAUGCUUGGAUGCAUACGGUUGGACAGCAGAUAAAGUAUCAUCAAGUUUGUCAACAAGAUUUCCCAAAACUGUCUUGGGAAACGUGAGAGUUAACUUUAGCAAUUGCUACAGGAUGGAUCAAAAUGUACUCGAAGAAGUUGUGGCAGAUGCUAUGCUGAUCCACUCUAAGAGAUAUUUUCCACAUCUGAGUGCUAGUAUCUGUUUUUCUGGAAUUGAAAUUCCCAAUUGGUUCAACUUUCAAAGUGAGGGAUCUUCUGUAACUCACUUAGAAGAAUCAGCGCGGUACGGACCGUACGGUAGUAAAAUUUGUCGUUUUGCUGUGUGCGCUAUUGUAGAGUUUCAAAACUACCAUAACGAGGGGCAAGGUUUGGUGGUUGGCUAUGACUACAAGUUCAGAAGCCUUCGUCGUAAUUGGACUGAAGUACGGCACCGUGGUGCUUUAAAGGGUUGGGACUAUGGCACUGGACCUGAAUUCGUGGACUCGCAUCACGUUUUCCUGGGUUUUGAUUUUCGUCCACAUUCACGAAAAAAUAGAUCUUACCUCAACAUUAUAGGUGUUACCAUCCAAUUUUAUGUUGAGGAUUUAAAUGCCAAACGCAUAGGUUGUUGCAACGUGAAAAAGUGUGGGGCAUAUUUUAUUUAUGAUGGGGAAAGGAUUCCAAUUAAAGUGACACCGCCAUUUGAUAAGAAGGUUGAUAAAGAGAAAGAGAAGGAGAAGGAGAAAGAGGAAACACACAGCAAGAGAUUGAAAAUUUCAUAUUCCUUUAAAGGCGAAUCCAGCUCAAGGUAAGUAAUAAAACGCCUCAUAUUAUGGUAUCUUAUAUAUGUUCCUAUAUGUUUGGUUAAUUUUUACGACUUAAAUUUUAGUUUCAUAUUGGUGAGUUCACUGUCUCAACCUAGCACAUCAUUUUGUUAAUUAAGUCUUAUGCUUAUCAUUGAUUCUAAAUGUGUUUCUUUUGGGUCUCUGUACAUCAUGUGUGCGUUUGUGGUCAACUUACUACUUGUUCUAGCUUGCAAUUUGGUCCAAAGAUAGUUAUGGAAAAUAUUUUUGAUUUC
Pistacia vera is the source of this 4258-nucleotide messenger RNA. Its product is annotated as TMV resistance protein N-like. The coding region runs from base 90 to 3992 and encodes 1300 amino acids. The transcript is spliced from 5 exons. Gene Ontology annotation, molecular function: protein binding; ADP binding. Gene Ontology annotation, biological process: signal transduction; defense response. The record is from RefSeq and is a predicted model, not a curated record. Lineage: Eukaryota; Viridiplantae; Streptophyta; Magnoliopsida; Sapindales; Anacardiaceae.